This is a messenger RNA of Drosophila takahashii, 1983 nucleotides long. RefSeq names its product Meiotic central spindle (gene Meics). The record is from RefSeq and is a predicted model, not a curated record. Lineage: Eukaryota; Metazoa; Arthropoda; Insecta; Diptera; Drosophilidae. Gene Ontology annotation, molecular function: zinc ion binding. Gene Ontology annotation, cellular component: nucleus.
UGCUCAAAUACGUUCACAUUGACUAUUUGGCAUAAAAGUGCCCAACAUUUCUUGAAAUUUUUGAAAUUCCGGCCUUUUGCGGUUGGAAAAUCAUCAUAAAAAAUGGAAAAAUCGUCGGACGCCAUCGCGGGAAAGAACUGCCGAGCGUGCGCCGAACACUCGGCAAUUCUGGUGGACCUCUUCUCAACGGACAUUUCCGAUCCGCCUAUUUGGGAAAUGCUGAACUCCUUUCUCCCCGAGAACUGCCGCGUCAACCGGGAUGCAAUGCCGCAGAAGAUCUGUCCAACCUGCCUGGUGGCCGCCCAAAAUGCCUUUUACUUCAAGAACAAGUGCGAGCAGAGUUUCCAGUACUUUACGCACCUCCUCUCGCUGGACAAAUCCGCCACAAAUCAUGGUAAAACUCGGGGCAGAAGAGGUGACAAGAAUCCACUGAAAACUUUCGAAAUGGUCGGCUGCGAGGAUCCGCUGGACACUAAUGUUUCUGGAAAGGAGGUGGAUCGGCUUGAUCUGAAAACGGGUAAUGAUUCCGAGCUGGCAGAUGGAUUGCUAACUACAGAACAGGAAACCCAACCGUUGCAUGAAGUAUUUGAAAUAACUUUGGGAGAUAUAAAAACAGAAGAAGAAAUUUCCAACGAUGAGACAUUCGAAGAUGCUUUCGCAGAGGACUAUAAUAAUGAUGAUGAAUCUGAGAGUGAGUCUGAUGAAUGGUCAGAGGACGAAGACGAGCCCUGGAUGACAGGCAAAGGAGAGCCAAAAACGGAUGGCGACGAGAAUCAAUCGCUGCUGUGCACCGAGUGUGGGGUGACCUAUCCGACAGAGAAGUCGUUGGCGAAGCACAUUGCCAGGCACCGGGCGCAGGAUGAUCCACAAAAGCCGCACCUGUGCGACUUCUGUGGCAGAGGAUUCCGGACGAACGCCCAGCUGACAACCCACAGGCGCAAGCACACCGGAGAGCGUCCAUUUCAAUGCCCCCUCUGCCCGAAAGCGUAUACGCACGGUCCAACUCUCAAGUCGCACAUGCUCACCCACGACGAGCAGAAGGCCCAUAAGUGUCCGGAAUGCGACAAAACCUUUUACACUAGGGGCAACCUGAGGGCCCACAUAAAGCGGCACUCAGGCGAAAGACCAUAUAAGUGUCCUGAUUGUUCACAGACCUUCACGAAGAACUCGGGCCUUAAACUGCACAGUCGGCUGCAUAAGGAGGAGCGUCCCUUUAAGUGCGACCUGUGCGGCAAGGGAUUUGUCCAGAACCAGCAUUUAAUCACGCACUUGCGGGUCCACAACGGGGACCGCCAGUUCAAGUGCCCCGACUGCGACAAGCGCUUCUUCGAGAAAUCCAACAUGAUGAAGCAUCAGCGCACGCACUCGGGCAUAAAGCCAUUUAAAUGCGCCGAGUGCGGCCAAGCAUUCUCGCACAACCAUCAUCUGAAGAGUCACCUGCGCAUCCACACCGGAGAAAAGCCCUACAAAUGCGACCAGUGCGGCAAGGGUUUCUGCGCGAAUCAGUCUCUUGCCAAACAUAUCCUCUGGCAUGUGGAGAACAACGAUCGGCCCUUCAAAUGCACCAAAUGCCCCAAAGCCUUUGACUCACAGCAGAGUUUACGGGGCCACGACAAGGCGCACAGAAAGCCAGAAGGACCGAAAACACUGCACCAAUGCCCACACUGCGACGUCAGCUUUGCCAUAAAGAAAACAUUGGACAAGCAUAUUAGUAGUCAUAAGAUUCGGCCCCACCCUUGCCCGCAUUGUAGCGAAGGAUUUUUCUCCCUGAAGAGCUUAGACAGACACCUUAAAACGCACAAAACGAAGGAAUAAAAGUUAUUUUUCCAUUUCAUGUGCAAUUGUAUCAUACUACCCCUUGUUCAAAGUUUCGAAUCUAUAAGAAACAAAUUGCAAUCAAAACAUAAGACCAUUAGGAAACUUACUAUAAAUUUUAAUAAGUUUUUAUUACAAAUAUACCUAAGAAGUUGUUUAAAGAGAAAA